Cyprinodon variegatus (sheepshead minnow) is the source of this 6372-nucleotide messenger RNA. RefSeq names its product activated CDC42 kinase 1-like (gene tnk2a). The transcript has 21 exons. The record is from RefSeq and is a predicted model, not a curated record. NCBI's taxonomy places the organism in Eukaryota, Metazoa, Chordata, Actinopteri, Cyprinodontiformes, Cyprinodontidae. Gene Ontology annotation, molecular function: protein serine/threonine/tyrosine kinase activity; protein binding; protein tyrosine kinase activity. Gene Ontology annotation, biological process: signal transduction; protein phosphorylation. The coding region runs from base 723 to 4079 and encodes 1118 amino acids.
UAACAAAGAAAAGCCUGUCAUUCAUCGAAAUCGCCAUUGUUUUCUUCCUGCCCACUAAAACCACCAAAAUCAGUGUUGGAGACAAACAGGCUCAGAUUGGCUUUGUCAUCCACUCUCCUUUGCUGUCACUUUCAAAACCAAAGAUCUCCUAGUUGUUAGUGUCAGAAUUAAAGGCACUCUGAAGGGCAGUGGCGGUGUCCUCCUGUUCAUCAUGCAGCAGUCCAGCUUUUCAAAAUCCAUUGCUGAUCGUGGAUGUUUUAACACUUGAUCACACUGUCAGAAUCUACUGGCAGACUUGGGCAAAAUGUGUUUUUCGCAUGCGACCAGGUUUGGUGAAUUAUUUAUUGCUGCUCAUCAUCCACGCCCCACCGAUGAGGAGGGGCUGCAGUUGCUUCUUUUUCGUGCUAAAAUCGUACGGCACUGUUUUACCUGACAGAGGGACAUGUGACCAACAUACCACCCUUUUCCAUUGCGGGUCUUAUCACAUGCCCUUCUGUUGGGCAAAGUAGUGCCGUACAACAGCGGAACAAAGCAAAACAAAUUCUCUUACGAUAACACAAAACUCAUGAAAAAUCUAUAGAAAAGCCGCACUGGAUGAUAAGACGCAGGGUUCAAAGCUUGUGAAAAAAGUAGCGGCUUAUAGUCCGAAAAUUACGGUAGCUCCAUAGUUGAGUCUGUCCAAGAAAGAAAAUAUUCACCAUAGGAACUCUAAGACAGUUUUCAUGUCAGAAAGGAUAAAGAGAGCUUAUAGACUUAGUCACAAGAAAGACAUAAAGGAAUACAUACCUUUUUAUCUUUCCUCCAACUUUCUUCAGGGCUUCCUUUUUGUCUUGACUGAGGGUCUGGUGCUGUCUGACCUUUUCUGUAUCCCUUAUCGGUCUGGUGGACUUUCAUUUAGGGAACACAGGAACAGGAGAGCUCCAGAAGAGAAGGACCAGAGGAGCUGCUACAGUAUGGGGGAGAGCUAUAUGUACCGGCGACUCCCCUACGCCAGAGCAGAGGGGGAGGGGGAGGAUGAAGAGGAGGGAAACAGAAGAGUCGGGGGACAAAUGAUGCAAAGUGAAGAGGGCACAGAGUGGCUGUUGGAGUUGCUGACAGACGUGCAGCUGCAGCAGUACUUUCUGAGGAUCCGAGAUGAACUCAACGUUACGCGACUCUCCCACUUUGACUACGUCAAAAAUGAAGAUCUGGAGAAGAUCGGCAUGGGCCGCCCUGGUCAGAGGCGACUUUGGGAGGCGGUCAAGAGAAGAAGAGCCCUUUACAAACGCAAGUCCUGGAUGAGCAAGGUGUUUCCAGUGAAACGAUCAGACACAGACCCCACACAGGGGGCCUCGUCGGCCCCGCCUGCAGCCAGCAGUGAGCCAGGAGACUCACUCACCUGCCUCAUCAAGGAGUCGGAGCUGCAGCUGUUCGAGCGACUCGGAGACGGUACGUUUGGAGUGGUGAAGCGAGGAGAGUGGACUGCACCUAACGGCAGAGUGCUGUCUGUGGCAGUGAAGUGUCUGAAGGCCGGUGUGCUGGACUCAGACGGUUUGGAUGAUUUCAUCAGAGAGGUUAACGCCAUGCAUUCGCUGAGCCACCAGAACCUCAUCAGUCUCUAUGGGGUCGUUCUAACGCAGCCCAUGAAAAUGGUGACUGAGCUGGCGCCGCUGGGCUCCCUGCUGGACCGCCUCAGAAAAAGACAGGGUCACAUCCUCAUAUCUAUUCUGUGUAACUAUGCUGUGCAGGUGGCGAGUGGAAUGUCUUACCUGGAGCAGAGGAGAUUCCUUCACAGAGACCUGGCUGCCCGCAACGUUCUGCUGUCCACCAAUGAGAUUGUAAAGAUCGGAGACUUUGGCCUGAUGAGGGCGCUGCCUACACACACCGAUCUAUACGUCAUGGAGGAAGGCCAUAAAAUCCCAUUUCCCUGGUGUGCUCCAGAGUCUCUAAAGUCUCGCACCUUCUCUCAUGCUUCUGACACCUGGAUGUUUGGAGUCACUCUGUGGGAGAUGUUCAGUCAUGGGCAGGAGCCGUGGAUCGGGCUAAAUGGAAGCCAGAUCCUCCACAAGGUUGACGUUGAGGCAGAGAGGCUGUGUAAGCCUGACGACUGUCCUCAAGACAUCUACAACGUCAUGCUGCAGUGCUGGAGCCCCAAACCCGAGGACAGGCCCACCUUCAUCGCUCUCAGAGACUUUCUGCUCGAGACUAUGCCUACAGACAUGAGGGCCCUGCAGGACUUUGAGGAAGAAGACAAACUCCAGAUUCAGAUGAAUGACGUCAUUACGAUCAUUGAGGGAAGGGCGGAGCAUUACUGGUGGCGUGGCCAGAACAGACGGACGUUGCGUGUUGGUCAGUUUCCCCGACACGUCGUGACUUCCGUGGCCGGACUUUCAGCUCAGGACAUCAGCCGGCCGCUCAAACACUCCUUCAUCCACACCGGACACGGAGACACUGAUCCUCACAGGAGCUGGGGACACGCUGACCGCAUAGACAGUUUGUAUUUGGGGAACCCAAUGGACCCUCCAGAUGUCCUGGGAUUUGAUUCUGGAAGAGCAAGACCAACCAAAUUGCCCAACCGUGCCAAGAAGAAGCCCCCCCCUCGCCCACCAAAGCCUGCCGUUUUACUCAAAAAGCCGCUGUACGACUCCGUAAUGGAUGAUUAUGAUGAGGAGGACGACUUCAGUGGAUCAUCUGGACUUAAGAAGCUGGGUGCUUCUCUCGGCCUAAAGCUCCGACCGUGGGAAGGCGGCGCCGGCGUGCGAUCAGCUAAGAGCGAAGUGUCGCUCAUCGACUUCACAGACGACAGCUUCAGCUCAACCACGCCCUCCCCGCUCACAGAGACACAUCAGCCGGAUGAGGACACCCUGAAGGACACCCCCUCUAUCCUGGACUGGCCUCUGCCCCAGCCAGCCUAUGAUGAGGUCACUGCAGACUUCGAUGACCAAUCAGAGGAUCAGGAGGUGCGCUCCAUCAAUAAGGGUCAGACUGAAGAAGCCUUGCCCCCGCCUGUGUCCAGUGUGUCGGGGAGGAGUGAGUCCCAGUCUGCUGACCUGUUCCAGGAGCUGCAGAGGGAGGUGAUGGUCAAGCUACAGGUUCCCAUGGCAACAGGGCGUUCCCUCCCAUCUUCCCCCACCCCAAUGCCUCUGGCUCCUUUUGGAGCCCACAGACAAAUCUAUCUGCCUCCUCCCUCCCCCUCCUCCUCUUCUACCUCCAUCACCUCCUGCUUUGAGGACCGGCCCGUGUUGCCGCCCCGCAGCCCUGCCCCCCCCUUACGUCCCUCUAAGCACAGCUACAGCUCCCGCUCCGCCCCGCAGGGGGCCCGCUCCAGCACCAUAUCUCUGGGAGAUGAGGAGAAUCCGCCUCCUCAGAUCCCACCCAGAGACCACGCUUUUUCUCAGCCAGGCUCCCGCUCCUCCUCUCCCCUCCCGCUGGCGCCGGCUCUGUCCUCCACACUUGUGGUGUUGCCCCCACCUCCACUUUCGGUCUCUCCACGCCGAUCAGCAGGACUCCUCGGCCCCCUCCUGUCCACCAGCUCCCCUUCCUCCUCCUCGCAUCAAGCAGCAUCAUAUGCGUCAAGGCUGUCGGCCUCCUCUUACUCCUCUAACUCCUUACUGGAGCCCCUCACCCUUCGAGACGGCCGUGGCCUCACCUCUUUAAUGGACAGUCCUCAGAGCUCUGCUCCCACACCUCUACCAGAGAGACCAGCUUUCCUGGAGAGAUACGGGGUGGCAAACAUGGCUGCCGUCAAACCCAUUAUGCAGCAGCAGCAGCAUCCGGGCGGAGCCAAACCAAACUCCUCCUACAACAACAACAACAGCAAGACGGCAGGUCCCAGCAUGCAACAGGAGCAGAGCAUCACAGAGGUGCAAGGAGCAGUGCAUGGCGUUACAAUGGAGGAGUGCAGAGCUGCUCUGCAGAGUCAUAACUGGAGCAUCCCUCAGGCUGUCAAUUAUUUAAAGGUGGAGCAGCUGUUUCGUCUGGGGCUGAGAUCGAGAGCAGAGUGCGAGGAGCUGCUGCAGCGCCACCAGUGGAACCUGGAGCAGGCCAGCACCGUCAUGUUGGACACGUACGGACCACAUCAAAACAGGAAGACCACCUGAGGACCAAUCAGCCGCUGACGAGCUCCUGAUAUCUAGUGACACCGAGGCGCCUGAAGCACUGGCUUCUCCAAGAGUUAAUGACAGCUCUGAUUAAGUUUUCACACCACUUAAAGUCUCCCACUUAUCCUCACAGGUGGACCCCUGGGUACUUUCUGUAGGUUAUGGUUUUAAAUGUUUUAUUUAUUUAGGUGUACAGUACCAGCAGAAAGUAUUCACACCUCUUCUCCACAUUUUGUCAUACUACAGUUUUAUUCUACUGUUGCUUUUCUUCUUACACGUCUACACACUGGAAACCUUAUAUUUCUCAGAUGUUUAAUGUAUUCAUUCCCUUUUCCGCUUUUUGAACCAAUUACAGCUUCAGUUCUGCUUGGUUCAGGUUGGACCGUUUGCCUUUACUGAAAUAUCUUCUCCCUCUGUCUUCUGAAGCUACAUCUCUAUUUCUUCGGCUUUGGGGUUUGGUUAUUUGUCUCCUUAAAGAUGAAUCCUUGUCUAUUGUCUGAGGUCCAAACAAUUUUUCCUUUAUAUAAUAGGCUAAAUAAACUGCUAAUCUUGCCAGCACUGCAUCCACUUAAAUGUUCCAUGCAGACAGUUCCUACUAAUGUGGCAGUAUGACCCUGCCACCGCCAUGCAUCAUUAUAGGGAAGCUGUUUUUCUGCAGAGGGGAUGUUUGAGGCACAGCUCAGGAAUUCCUUGGUUUCUUCUGGUCUGAUAACCUGGAAAAGGUCUGUGGAUGUGUAAAGCUGGUAGCUGAUCAGUGGAGUGUUAACACCUAAAAAUGAGCUCCAGCCAUCGGCUUCUUCAGUCUCCAGCUAAGGACCUCAUUCCCUGGUUCUUCUAAACUUCUUUUAUCCCUAAAUAACGGAGAUUCCAGAGCAUUUUGGGAACAUUCUUUGCUGAUGAGGAGAAAAUAGCCUCUUUCUUCCAGAUUUGACACCAUCUGAUCUCUGGGCUUAUUUUUUUUUUCUUCUGUAAAAUGUUCCAUCAGCUGUUAGCCCUUAAUACCAUUUUUAAUCACUAUGGGAUAAUUUUUGUAUAUUUUUUGAAAAAGAAAGGUAGGUGAAUAUCCCAUAUAAAGAUGAACACAGCGCUGCACAGCCUCCUUAAUCACCUUUAGAAACGGUAUGGCAGCAUCAUGCUGUGUGAUCUCCUUUUUAAUUUGAAGAUUGGAGUUCACAGAUGCUCUCUGUUCAUUGCUGCUGAUUCUGAGCUCAUGUCAUACUACAGAUGGAGACAUAACAGCCUCUUUAGGGCUGAACCCCAAAACCUGCCAUCCUUUUCCUCCGUCUCACACUAAAACAUAAUGAAGUUUGAAGCUGUAGCGUGACAAAAUGUGGAGAAGUUUAGUGGCUUUCAUAUUUUUUUUUGUUUUGUUUACACAGCAGCGUGAGGCUGUGUUUGUGUCUCAGCUGUGCUGUGAUAACCUUCCCACCUUGAAUCCAUGCAAGCGUUUCACCAGCUGACAGAGCUGCUGGCUUGGAGUUCCUGUUUGAAGGGUUCGAGCGUGAGCAGACGGCUGCAGUAAUCUUUAAGUGAGGUUUAAUCGUCAACGUGAUGGCCUUCUCUCCAUUAGUGAAACAGCGUGAUGUAUUUCUGUUUAAAUGUACGGAUAAUGUUGUAUAUAACCUGUUAUCAUGAGUGAGCUGCUGGUCAGGCUGCUGUGACUUUUUGCAUUUCUCUUACUCUACAUUCAACAUGUUUCCUGGAGGCUCCCUGCGGAGGUUCCUUCUAUCCAACCUUUAUUCAUUAUGUCAGACUUUUGACAGCAAGCCGCCCAUUUUGUGCUUUAAUGGCACAUUACAGCUGCCCAUUGAAUAUUGGCCCAUAAAGAAUGUCCUCUAUUGGUCCAUUAGUGGUGAAAAGCUCCAGUUUUCCUUUAGGGAAGGUGUUUUUAAUCUGAGAGACUGAUUGUUGUGUGCUUGUUUUUUUUGUUUUGCUUCUCCUCACAUGGAUGAAUACAGGGUAUUAUUUAUUGUUAUGAAGCUACUGGGACAGAGACAAAGGUUGAUGAUCUUCCUGGGUCAUUAAUUAAGCUGCUGAUGUGUGUGAGCAGAGACUGUGGUCCUUAUUGUAAAGCUAACAGCUGUACAGUAAAGCAUAUCAAUACCAAACUCUGUGUUGUUGCAGAAACACUGGCUUUUAUUACAUCUUCAUUGAUAAGUUUCAUUUAUUUUGUAUUAAUGUGUCAAAAGCUGCUGCGGAGAGGAGCGCAUUUAGCUUUGAAUUUAACUGGAAGCUUUAUGGGAUGCUAAUUUAGAGAAGCCUGAAAAUUAUUAUGUAAAUGAAGCUGUAUGUU